AUGUCAUCUUCUUGUCAUUCUUCAACUUAUCAGAAACACGAGGAAGCUGAAUUGUACAAAUUACGGAGUGUUCAGCCUGAAGUAUCGCUUCCCUCAAAUUCCUUUCCAGCAUCACCCCGUCCGAAUAACUUUCAAGAGUUCAAUCGUAGUGAAUCAACUGGUAAGCCUGGUCUUGAAAGUUUUGAUCGAGCCCCGCACCGACUGCAUGAAGUCGUGAACCAAUCGAAUCCUGAGACCAAACCAAAUCGACGCACCCUCGCUCAACCAAGCAAGACGGUGAGGAAACCUUCACAAAGGCCAGCAUUAUCGAGGAAGAUUAAAUGUGACAAGACCGUACCUUGCACCCCAUGCUCUAAGCGAGGCCGUCAAAGCAUUUGUCGCCAAGAGCUUUGGAUUCCCUCUUCGAGCGCACAUGCCGGAGAGCAUACUCAAGCGUCUGACUAUGAUCGUGUUCUCAAUACGUUGAACGACUUGAAGUUCGAGGUAAACUACUUACGAGAACAAGUGCAAGACUUGGAUAAUGUUCGUGACCGAUUGCGAGAAUUGGAAGAGAUCAUAUGUCAUGUCCACUGCGAUCGUCAACGGUUAGACAAAGAUGGCGAUGUGAGGUUUCUUUCGCCGCCCCUUGGAAUAUCGGACGCCCUAUCCGCUUCCCCUACCGCUGGAUCUCAAUUCAACGGUGCAAAUCAUACGGCCUCACCCACGACCUCUACCAUCAGCGAAAGAAGGCGAAAUGGUAUGGUAGAUAAGCACGACACGUCUGAAGACGCUGCGACCACUUUUGAAUAUCUGGCUUUAGGCGGAAACCGCCAAGGGUCUGAAGCAGGCGAUCCGAUGCACGGGUCAAAGUCAACAUCCUUUACAUCCGUCAGGAGUUCCUCUGCCAACUUGAGUGCAGCGUUAACCACUGAGAAUCGUCACAAAGAUUCUUUGCUUAGUCCUCUUCCACCCAAUACACUGGCAAAGCUGAAAUCAUCAGGAGAUAGUCUGACUAAAAGCCAAUCUGAUGUGAUCAUAGAUUUUGCCCUUGAUACGCUGGGCUGGCAACAUCCAGUGAUUCAUUUCACGACUUUCAGAGGCCAAGUCAGCACCUAUUGGAGGAAUAUUCAAGAAAGCAACAAAGCUUCUCGAAAUGAAAGAAAAGAUAUCGUCUUGAUUGUCAAUCAAGCAUGGUUCUCCCUCUACAUAGCUUUACUCAGUGUUGGGACACAUCAUAUGAGUCCAAGAUUUGCAGAAAAAUGCAAUCUUACCGAAGAGGAUUUAAAGACGAUGCCAAGACUAUGGUUCUCAGAUUGUAUAGCUGCUUUAUAUAGAUUCAACUUCCUCGCAAACCCUUCAAUAGAAGCACUUCAGACCAUCACAGUUCUGGGUUGUUCAGGUUAUGAAAUCGCUCCACCAAAUGUCCUAUGCGCCUUGCACGCCUGCGCGAAUAGUCUUGCACAAACUUUGGCGAUCCAUUGUAUCUCACCCGACCCACCUACUCUGAAAUAUGAUGAUCAAGGACAAGAAAUCGAACCCAGUGAAUCUAAUCCGAAAUGGUCUGCUAUUGAACUCAUGGAACGCGAGAUUGCAAAGAGAGUUUGGUGGGCUUUGGUUACUGCAGAUUGUAUUUUUCUCGUCUCAGCAAUCUUCAAUGUCAUCUUCAAGUCUUUAUAUGAUCAAAUCAACAAUUCCAAGCUUAUCGUCCUUGUAUGUAUCUCUCCUGGUCACUUUACUACCCCGAUCCCUCGUAAUUGGCCUGACAAAGAUUUUCCCGAAAUGAACUUUUCUGGACCACCCAUGCAAAACAAUCACAUAUCAAUGGUUAUGCAGCAGGCAAGUUUAGGAUAG
Molecule: messenger RNA, 1830 nt
Organism: Melampsora larici-populina 98AG31
Lineage: Eukaryota; Fungi; Basidiomycota; Pucciniomycetes; Pucciniales; Melampsoraceae
Exons: 7
Coding region: 1-1830 (609 amino acids)
Biological process (GO): regulation of DNA-templated transcription
Molecular function (GO): DNA-binding transcription factor activity, RNA polymerase II-specific; zinc ion binding
Source: RefSeq, a predicted model, not a curated record